AUGGGUGAAGUGACAGUAGAAGUAGAUGAGGAGGUGACGAAACAGGACGUCUCCUUUGAGCCACUCCCAGAGCCUCUUCUGAUAAUUCUGUCCCCGCCUCCACCUUUCUUACCUGUCCCUGGUGAACCCACCAUGUUUUGGCACAAGUGGCUUAAAGCUUUUGAACACUACCUCGAAGCGCUCGGUGAAAACGAGCUGGUUGACUCCAGUAAGUGUGUACUUCUACAGAACUGCCUUGGCCCAGAGGGGCAGCGUAUCUACACAACACUGAUCCAUGGUGAAGCCACGUAUGCUGCAGCCAUCUCAACGUUGGCGGGGUAUUUUGACUCUGACCACACCUCUCAGAAGUACCGCCUUAAGUUCCACCAGAGGGCUCAGUUGCCUGGAGAGACCGUAGAUCAGUUUGCAUCUGCAUUAGAGGAACUGCUGAGGCCUUGCAACUAUGGAGACUUACAAGAUAAACUUAUGUUGGCUCAGCUAAUUGAGAAAACAAACUGCCCACAACUAAAAGAGAGGCUACGGUUGGAGAGGGAAACGCUGACCUUGGCUGCAGCGUUAAUUAUCGGUAAAGAGGUGGAAUCCUCUUUAAAUGAAUCUGAACUGUUUGGUUUUCACGAGGUCAGUGUGGAUAUUGGAGAUGAUUUAGAUCCUCCUGUUCAAAGGAAGGCCAAAAGAGGACGACCUCGGCGCGGGGAGAAAAGAACAAAAGCUAAACCACGCUCGACAAAAACCCCAACAAAACCGUCUAGGUACAAAGACAACUACUAUUACAGUGAUGAUAAGCUAUAUUAUAGUGAUAAUAAUGAAGAUAAGUCCAAGAGUGCAGAUGAGACUAAUCCAGCUUGUGAUAAAACCAGCAAUAAAGGUGAUAAUGAUGAAAGUCAAGCCUCGUCAUCAUCACAGACGAUGGAGGAGGAAGGCUGCGACAAGGCUAGUAAUGAUGACGACGACGACGACAAUGAUGAUGAUGAUGAUGAAGAUGAAGACUUUGUCGUUUCCUUGGACAAUUCAAAAGGCCCCCACUGUCCCAUCUGUAUUGAUAGGCGCUUCAGAGAUGCAAACAAGCUCGCCAGACACAUGAGGACGCACACAAAGGAGAAACCGUUCACCUGCCCCAUCUGUGCCACGACCUUCAGCCAGUCGUACCACAUGACCCGACACCUGAGGAACCAGCACGGCGCGGGACAACACGUCUGCUCCACGUGUGGGAAAAGUUUAGGAAGCUUUUCAGAACUGCAAAGUCAUAAGAGGAUGCAUACGUUGCAAGUCCUGUCAUGUCCCGACUGUCAUGAAAAAUUCACUAAUAAUGGUGCGUUUCUUAUGCAUAUCAUGUCGCAUAGAAAAAAACAGUCCACUCAGACAGCGAGACGGAGUUUCCAGCGAAGUGAUGAAGUGAAAAACGAAGCAAUAAUUGAAUCAAGUAAGAAGAAGAAUAAUGAGAGUGAGGAUUGCAAUGAUAAUGUUUCUGAGAAUAAUGCAGACUCUGCUGGUAAUGGGGAUUCUCAGGAGAAAAGAUCUGGAGUUAAUGUUAAGACAGAAGUCAAGGACACAAAUGAAGCUAAAUCUCCAGAUGGAGGAAGUAAGAAAGAAAAAGACGCCUCUAAAACAAAAACAAAAGGUCAUUUUUGUCCCAUCUGUGUUGACAGGCGCUUCAGAGGUCCAAACAAACUUGCCAGACACAUGAGGACACACACAAAGGAGAAACCGUUCACUUGCCCGGUCUGCACUUUGACCUUCAGCCAGUCCUACCACAUGACCCGACACCUGAGGAACCAGCACGGAUUGGGCCAGUACAUCUGCUCCAAAUGUGGGAAAAAUUUAAGUAGCUGGUUGGAACUGAAAGCUCACAAGAAGACUCAUGCAGUCGAAGGCCUGACGUGUCUUGCUUGUGAUAAACAGUUCAAGGAGAAGGCUGCACUAGCCAGUCAUCUCAAACUACACAAGAAGGUCCAGUCCAGUCCUCGAAGCCUCAUCUGCGGCGACUGCGGCAAAGUAUUUGGUCGAAUGUAUCAUUUGAAAAGGCACAUAGUAACCCAUCGCAAAGCAGCAAACGGUGAGUGUUACACAUGUCCUGAUUGUCAGAAGAACUUUGCCUUCCCGGAGGACCUAAACAAACACCUGGAGAUUCAUGUGAAAGAAAACAAUGGGACAUGUCCGAAAUGUAACGAAACCUUCAACAGUCCAGAAGAACUGGAGACGCACAUGGGGGUUCAUGAAAAGUCUUACACCUGCAACACCUGUGGAAAGAAGUUUAAGGUCGAGUACGCACUGAAGAAGCACGAGCAAGGCCACCAGAACGAACAGUAUUACUGUUCGUUGUGCCGCAAGCGCUUCAUCAAGCUGUCUCACUACAAGAGGCACAUACUGGUCCACGACAGGCGGGAAUCUAGAUGUCCACAUUGUGACAGCGUCUUUCUACAGUUAACGGCCUUGAAAUAUCACCUGCGGACUCAUACUCAAGAAAGACCAUACCAGUGCACCUGCUGUAUUGAGACCUUUGAGGUAAAGGAAGAUUUGGAGCAACACUGUCUCAAACACAGGAAAUUCAAAAAGGAGAGGCCGUACUCGUGCACUCGGUGUGAUUUGGCUUUCUCCACGCUGAUGGAGCUGACGGAACACAUGAGCACCCACGAGGGAGAGCAGCCGUUGAACUGCCCCGUCUGUGGCAGGACUUUCUUGAACAAGAACAAACUGGAGAAGCACCUGAGCAUCCACUCGGGGGAGAGACCUCACCUCUGCUCCAUCUGCGGCAACGGCUUCCCGUCCGCCGCCAGCCUCAAGUUACACAUCCACAUCCACACCGGAGAGAAACCCUUCCAGUGUUCGCAGUGCAGCAAGAGCUUCAGGUCGUCCAGCGGGCUGCGGCUCCACAGCAGACAGCACAUGGAGGUGCGGCCCAGCUACGAGUGUCCUGAGUGCGGCAGGACUUACGGUCGCAUGACGGAGCUGAAGAUGCACCAGCGGUAUCACACGGGGGACAAACCUUACACAUGCACCUGCUGCAACAAGCGCUUUAUUAGCAAAGACAAACUGAACGUUCACAUGAGGAUACACACAGGGGAGAGGCCAUACUCCUGUCCCCACUGUGGACAGACAUUUACACAGACCGGGGACAGAAAUAGACACAUCAGUAAAUACCACUAGUUCGAUUCUGUAAUAUCACAACUCCAGUGAAGCUUUGGUUUUGAAUUAUUGUGCCUGUGGUUUUGCAUGUUUGUAUGGGUGGGUGUCAUUAAGAAUCAAUUCAGACUCAGAUUUUUGUAAUAUUAUUUGAGAAAGAAUAAGAAACCAAAAUAUAUUUAAAGCCCUAAUUUAGCUAGAUUUAAGCUGCCAUGAGCACUCGAUUGUCAUGAGUGAUGAGACUUUGAUUCAUUUGGUAAAAUUAAUAAUUCUCUGUUGUAGAAAACAAAAUCGAAAACAACACCAUAAAGUACAUCCUUAAAAUGAUCAAUCAACCAAUUUCCAUUCACCACCUCUCUGACACAGUCUAAACAGAAAAUAACCAUUGUAAGUUUUACAAAGAUGAUAUUGCUAGGACUGGGGAUCAUUAUUAACAAUAAUCUAAAUGAUACUUUUCAGUACAUAAUGUGUGUUUCUAUAAAAAGCCUUUGUUAAACAAGCCAAAUGUGUAAACACAAGCUUUGUAUUGAUUCAUUUUAAUCAAAACCUGUCUGAUCAAAAAGUAAGUAAAGUGCAGUCUGCACAAUCAUUCUGUUCUUUUCUUCGAUCCCAGAUACUUAAAAUGCCUUUUGGUCAACAUCAACAAAAAUUGGAUGGGAGUGUUAUUGGAUUGUACAGGGGUGUCUGUUUUUCUAGUAACUGUGCAAAGUACUGGAGUAAACAAAGCACUAGCUGAGUCAUUACACCCUAAUACAUUGGGAUUGUUUUGUUGGCAAACCUUUUAAUGGAUUGAGGGCAAAAACAUGCAAAAUCACUGUACUAGUGUCAAAACUGAUUUCUCUGUGCAGCAUAACAAGCUAUGCUCUUUUCUGCAAGCUUCAAGUCUGGACUCUUCAAAAGCACUACAUCACCACUCAAUACAAUCUGCAUGAGGGUUUACUCCCUGUAAUUCAUCCCUCCCACCCUUGUGCCUGACACAUCCUUCAUGCAGCACUUUUCUCAUUCAAGCUUCCUGAUCUUACCAACAAACACUUGUAACACGCAUGUGAACUUCUAUCAUCUGGUCUUUCCGAGGUCCACAGUUACACCGAGAUUGGUCUCACACACACACACA
This is a messenger RNA of Seriola dumerili (greater amberjack), 4234 nucleotides long. Its product is annotated as zinc finger protein 271-like. Gene Ontology annotation, molecular function: RNA polymerase II cis-regulatory region sequence-specific DNA binding; DNA-binding transcription activator activity, RNA polymerase II-specific. Bases 1 to 3144 code for a protein of 1047 amino acids. The transcript has a single exon. Gene Ontology annotation, cellular component: nucleus. Gene Ontology annotation, biological process: regulation of transcription by RNA polymerase II. Lineage: Eukaryota; Metazoa; Chordata; Actinopteri; Carangiformes; Carangidae. The record is from RefSeq and is a predicted model, not a curated record.